This is a messenger RNA of Pseudoliparis swirei, 348 nucleotides long. RefSeq lists its product as uncharacterized. The record is from RefSeq and is a predicted model, not a curated record. Bases 1 to 348 code for a protein of 115 amino acids. NCBI's taxonomy places the organism in Eukaryota, Metazoa, Chordata, Actinopteri, Perciformes, Liparidae. The transcript is spliced from 3 exons.
AUGGCUCAGAGAAAGAAGAAAAAAGAGAAGUGGCCUGAUGACCCCGUGACCCAGACCCCGCGACCCAGACCCUGUCACCCAGACCCCGUCACCCAGACCCCGUCACCCAGACCCCGUCACCCAGACCCCGUGACCCAGACCCCGCGACCCAGACCCUGUCACCCAGACCCCGUCACCCAGACGCCACCCCGUGACCCAGACCCCGUCACCCAGACCCCGUCACCCAGACGCCGUGACCCAGACCCCGUCACCCAGACCCCGCGACCCAGACCCCGCGACCCAGACCCCGUGACCCAGACCCCGCGACCCAGACCCCGCGACCCAGACCCCGUGACCCAGACCCCGUGA